GGUGAAGUCCAGUGACAAGGGGGAGAGGAGGGAUCCAAACCCCAAACCCCCCCGAUCCCUCGACGCGCGGCCGCCGGAGAUGGCCGCCGGAGACGCCGGGAGGGCGCCGCCGGCCGCGGAGGCGCAGGCGCUGGUGGACUCCUUCCGCGCCGUCACCUCCGCGACCGCCGACGAGGCCGCCUUCUUCCUCGAGAGCCACAACUGGGCCCUCGACUCCGCCGUCCGCUCCUUCUACGACUCCGCGGACGGCGACGCCGGCGCCGGCGCGCCCGAUCCGGCGCCCCGCCUGCCUCCGCGGCCUCCCUCACCCGCUGACGACGGCGCCGACUCCGUGGGCGAGGACGAGGACGAGGACUACGUCGUCGGUGGCGGCGACGAGGAUCAGGACGACGACGACUACGAGGGGGAGGAUGAUGACGACGACGAGGACGCCGACCUCGCCGCGGAGACCGCGUCGGCGGACGAGAGGAGGAGGCCGGUGAAGAGGCUGAAGAAGGGUCACAACGCGCGGGGUGGGGGAGGCAGCGGGAGCGGGAAUGUGAGGACGCUCUCCGAUCUCGGCGGUGGCAGGGGCGUCGCGGGGUCCGAGGAUUCCGAGGACGACGAGUGGGCGCCGCCGCCCGACUUAUACACCGGAGGCGAAAAGAGUGGAAUGGUUGUUAGAGAUCGACCUAAGCGUAAAAACCGUGUGGAUGAGAUCUUUAAGGAAGCUAAGAGGAAGGGAGCAAAGCAAGGUCCAUUUGAGGCUCGCCGGAAAUCAAGGAGCUUUGCUGGGACAGGCAGACGAACAGGUGAAUCCUCAGAGCCUGAUGCGCCUCAGCCACCAGAAAAUAUUGUCCACAACAUCUAUUUCUGGACCAAUGGGUUCACAGUAAAUGAUGGUCCACUCAGAAGUUUUGAUGAUCCAGCAAAUGCAUCUUUUUUAAAGAGCAUCAAGAAUUCUGAUUGUCCAUCUGAGCUUGAGCCAGUUGAUAAAAGGUCCAAAGUGAAUGUGAAUCUUAUUCGGAAAGAGGAAAAUUGUCCUAAACCUGCCAAGCCCGUAGCUCCAUUCCAGGGAGGGGGAAAAACUCUGGGGAAGCCUUCUGAUAACUCCACACCUCCGGAUGCUACUUCUGCAGCCGCUGCUUCCAGUACAGAGAAUGUCUCGAAGACUGUGACGCUCACAGUGGAUGAUUCUUUGCCAUCAACCUCUCUACAGAUCAGAUUUGUGGAUGGAAGCCGCAUGGUUGCGCGUUUCAACACAAGCCACACAAUUGCUGAUGUGCGGGCGUUCAUCGACACAACAAGGCCAGGAGAAGCCAGCGAUUACACACUGCAGGCCGGGUUCCCCCCUAAGCCACUCGAUGACAUGACCAAGACUAUCGAGGAAGCUGGUGUUGCCAACUCGGUAAUCAUUCAGAAAGUGUAGCUCAACAGAAACAAUUCUUGACCCUCUUCAACAAGCACACUGUUCCAUCUGAAGCGUGCAAAUUUCCCCCCUAUCUUUUCUUCCCAAGUUUUUCAUUGAAUCUACCUUUUCUGCCUUCCAUGGCUUCGACCAAUAGCUGCCAGCCUGCUCCAGAUAUGAAUCGUGUAAAACAGUGAGAUCUGGGUCUCUCCUCCUUAUUCAUCUAUAGUGAAUACUUUUGCUUGCAUGCC
Oryza brachyantha (malo sina) is the source of this 1638-nucleotide messenger RNA. RefSeq names its product plant UBX domain-containing protein 4-like. Gene Ontology annotation, cellular component: nucleus; cytosol. The transcript has 4 exons. Bases 80 to 1408 code for a protein of 442 amino acids. The record is from RefSeq and is a predicted model, not a curated record. Gene Ontology annotation, molecular function: ubiquitin binding. Lineage: Eukaryota; Viridiplantae; Streptophyta; Magnoliopsida; Poales; Poaceae. Gene Ontology annotation, biological process: autophagosome assembly; nuclear membrane reassembly; membrane fusion.